Loa loa (African eye worm) is the source of this 450-nucleotide messenger RNA. RefSeq lists its product as hypothetical. Gene Ontology annotation, molecular function: monoatomic cation channel activity. The record is from RefSeq and is a predicted model, not a curated record. Lineage: Eukaryota; Metazoa; Nematoda; Chromadorea; Rhabditida; Onchocercidae. The transcript has 3 exons. Bases 1 to 450 code for a protein of 149 amino acids. Gene Ontology annotation, biological process: monoatomic cation homeostasis. Gene Ontology annotation, cellular component: cation channel complex; axon.
AUGUGUUUACGAAUAAUGAUCGGUGAUCCAUUAAAUGAUGAUCUUUUCACUCAAUCAAAUACUACCUUUUCAACCGUUUUACAUGGUACUUGUCCACCUCAACCAUUUUGUACUGCAGUCCUUAAACUUGCAUCAUUUAUGAUGCAAGCACUUGGUCAGGCAGCAUUUUCAUUAGAAUAUUUAUGCAGUAACGAAGGAAUUGGACCAAUAGCUGAACGAUUAGAAGUUAUAUUAUGUCAUCUGUUAAUUCCACUCUUUCUUCAAGCAGCAAUUGCCAAAAAUGAAAAGCCACAAUUUCAAACGAAAGAUUUAAUAUUUUGCUUAAAUUUGAUGCAAAAUGGUAUUAAUCCACCAUUAGCACGGCAAAGUGUCGCACCAUUAAUGAGCUCAAAUUUAGCAUCUACUUUAAUACGAGGAUCUAAUACUCAUGGUAAAAUGUUCUUUUACUAG